UUUCGAAGUUGGAAAUGAAACUAGUCUUUCUCCUGUGUAUGAGCUUUGUGCUCGCUUCGGCAAAAACUCUUCCGGAGCGCUGUUACCGGAUAGCGUCCUACGGAGAUUGCGAUGAAUAUCAUCCAAUGUGGGCCUACUCGCAGUUCGAAAUGAAGUGCUUUCGGUUUGAUUACUCGGGUUGUGGCGGCAAUAACAACCGUUUCAACUCCCAGUCUGAGUGUCAAAGGAGUUGCUAUGAAAAAAGUGAAACAACAACGACGACGGUUUCGACAACGACAGAAAAGACAACGUUUCCUUCGGAGUUUUAUUGGUAGAAUUGUGCAAUGUACAAGUUCUCGUUUCGUAUUCGUUUUUAGCAAAACUUAUUACAAUUUGCUAGCCCUAAAUAAAAUCCUUGCUUCCAAUAUCUCAUAUUUAUACUAAAAUAUAUUUUGAAAAACAUUGAGGCGACUUGAGGCGGAAAUAAAAAACGUUCUACUCAAGGAA
Drosophila kikkawai is the source of this 486-nucleotide messenger RNA. NCBI's taxonomy places the organism in Eukaryota, Metazoa, Arthropoda, Insecta, Diptera, Drosophilidae. The record is from RefSeq and is a predicted model, not a curated record.